AUGACAAUUACAACUUCUAGCUCGAUACCGACGACGACGACGACGACGUCAAAUACAAAUCUACCACAUUCAUCGAUACAUCAAACAUCUUCCACAACUUCUUCCUCACAACAACAACAACAACAAAAUCAAAGUCUACCGAAUGAAACUGAUGAAUUAGGUAAAUAUGGAUUAAAAGGAUUAUCAUCAUUAGUUCGAAUGGAACAAUCAGAUUUUGUUAGUUUUGCAAUAGGUCAAGAUAUAAGUAAAUGUGGAUUAGAUUUAUCAAAAAAUGUUGAAAUUUUAAAAAAUUUAUCAAGUCCAUGGUCUGAAACUUCAAGAAGUGAAGUUGAACCUUAUUUUAAAAUUCCAUUAUAUUUACAAAAUAAAUCAAUAAAUAAUAACAAUUUAAAUACAAGUGAUUCUAAAAUUCAACAAUUUACUGAUGAAACAUUAUUUUAUAUAUUUUAUAUGAAACCAAGAGAUACUUUACAAGAAUAUGCAGCAAGAGAAUUAGUUGCAAGAAAUUGGAGAUAUCAUAAAGAUAUUCAAGUAUGGUUAACUAAAGAUAGUAAUGUUGAACCUAUAUUAAUUGGUCAAGAUGUUGAAAAAGGAGUUUAUAUAUUUUUUGAUCCUCAUAAUUGGGAAAAAAUUAGAAAAGAAUUUGUAUUACAUUAUAGUUCUGUACAAGCUUAA
Messenger RNA from Lodderomyces pseudojiufengensis, 675 nucleotides. RefSeq names its product CCR4-NOT core subunit. The transcript has a single exon. The record is from RefSeq and is a predicted model, not a curated record. Gene Ontology annotation, biological process: regulation of DNA-templated transcription; nuclear-transcribed mRNA poly(A) tail shortening. Bases 1 to 675 code for a protein of 224 amino acids. Gene Ontology annotation, cellular component: CCR4-NOT core complex; P-body. Lineage: Eukaryota; Fungi; Ascomycota; Pichiomycetes; Serinales; Debaryomycetaceae.